CAGAGGCUGCUGGAGGACUCGAGCCCAGAGGGGCUGCCAAAAAGGCAAUCAGUUGGUUUCUGAGUCAUUCUAUCUCUCCUACUGCCAAGUGUUCUAGAGCCAUCUUCCGGCUGCAGGGAAUGUGAACUAAGAGAAAGGUGUCCUCUCUCUUUUCAUAAAGAGACCCAGAGACGAAUGCCCGCAGAUCGCUCAUUCCUAUAGCGGAGUUGAAGUUUCAGCUUAUUCACAAUCAUCAGAAGAACGGAGUAGUUCCCACAGACUUCCAGCAAUGAGCUGUCAAAUUCAGUCUGCAUUAAGUAGUCUCCUUACAAUCGUCCCGACGGUAAAAGUAUGAAAUCCCGCAAACACCUGGACAAGGAAGUCAAAUGACCAUCAAAUAAAACAGUUAACUCAUGUCAAGCGAGUGGACCAGGUUGCCUGAGCUCACUACUCUCAAAUUCUAACUCCGGCUUCACAUCAUUAGGCGUAAGCAGCCAAUUGGGCCGUCUGGGAGCCGUGCAUCCUGGGAGUUAUAGUUUCCGGCUCCCUCCUUCAGACUACAAGCUCUACAGAGCCGCGGGAGGACGGUUGCCUGGUAUUAUCAGCAAGCAGCAAGUAUGGCGGUGGCGCGCGUGGACGCGGGUUUGCCUCCCGGAGAAGGAUCAGUGGUCAAUUGGUCAGGGCAGGGACUACAGAAAUUAGGUCCAAAUUUACCUUGUGAAGCUGAUAUUCACACUUUGAUUCUCGAUAAAAAUCAGAUUAUUAAACUGGAAAAUCUGGAGAAAUGCAAACGAUUGAUACAGUUAUCAGUGGCCAAUAAUCGGCUGGUUCGGAUGAUGGGUGUGGCCAAACUGACAUUGCUUCGUGUAUUAAAUUUGCCUCAUAAUAGCAUUGGCUAUGUGGAAGGGCUAAAGGAACUAGUGUGUCUGGAGUGGCUGAAUUUGGCAGGAAAUAAUCUUAAGGCCAUGGAACAGAUCAAUAGCUGCACAGCUCUACAGCAUCUCGAUUUAUCAGAUAAUAACAUAUCUCAGAUAGGUGAUCUAUCUAAAUUGGUAUCCCUGAAAACCCUGCUUUUACAUGGAAACAUCAUCACCUCUCUUAGAAUGGCACCUGCUUACCUACCCAGAAGUCUUGCUAUACUUUCUUUGGCAGAAAAUGAAAUCCGAGACUUAAAUGAGAUCUCUUUUCUGGCAUCCUUAACUGAAUUGGAGCAGUUGUCGAUUAUGAACAAUCCUUGUGUGAUGGCAGCACCUUCCAUCCCAGGAUUUGACUAUCGGCCGUACAUCGUCAGCUGGUGCUUAAACCUCAGAGUCCUAGAUGGAUAUGUGAUUUCUCAGAAGGAAAGCUUGAAAGCUGAAUGGCUCUAUAGUCAAGGCAAGGGGAGGGCAUAUCGGCCUGGCCAACACAUCCAGCUUGUCCAGUAUCUGGCCACAGUCUGCCCCCUCACUUCUGCACUAGGUCUUCAAACUGCAGAGGAUGCCAAACUAGAGAAGAUUUUGAGCAAACAGAGGUUUCACCAGAGGCAGUUGAUGAACCAAAGCCAAAAUGAAGAGUUGUCUCCUCUUGUUCCUGUUGAAACCAGGGCAUCCCUUAUUCCUGAGCAUUCAAGUCCUGUUCAAGAUUGCCAGAUAUCCCAGGAAAGUGAACCCGUCAUUCAAGUCAAUACUUGGGUUGGGAUAAGCAGUAAUGAUGAUCAGUUAUUUGCGGUUAAGAAUAAUUUUCCAGCCUCUGUACAUACUACAAGAUAUUCUCGAAAUGAGCUGCACCUGGAAGACAUACAGACAGAUGAGGACAAGUUAAAUUGUAGUCUUCUCUCUUCAGAGUCUACUUUCAUGCCAGUUGCAUCAGGACUGUCUCCAGUAUCACCUACAGUUGAGCUGAGGCUGCAAGGCAUUAACUUGGGCCUAGAAGAUGAUGGUGUUGCAGAUGAAUCUGUGAAAGGACUGGAAAGCCAGGUAUUGGAUAAGGAAGAAGAAAUGCCUUUAUGGGCUGCAAAUGAGAAUUUGGUUCACAUGAUGAAAAGUGAGAUCAGUACGGAGGUAAAUGAGACAGCUGGGCUUUCUCCUUGUCCUGAGCCAACGACAAUCAGCUCUGUCUCGAAGGAUGAUAACCACAGUCUUACAUUUUUUCCUGAGUCAGCUGGACACAGUGUCUCCCAUAUACAACCAGAAAAUAAAGAAACCAUAUCUCAAGCAACUUCAGAGAAACUUCCCUGCAUGAUUUUAACCCGGAGAUCUGCUGCUUUGGGACAAGAUAAAGUUGCUCUUCAGAAAUUAAAUGAUGCAGCCACCAAGCUUCAGGCCUGCUGGCGGGGCUUUUAUGCCAGGAACUACAACCCUCGAGCCAAAGAUGUGCGUUAUGAAAUCCGGCUGCGCAGAAUGCAGGAGCACAUUGUCUGCCUAACUGAUGAAAUAAAGAGGUUACGAAAAGAAAGAGAUGAAGAACGUAUUAAAAAAUUUGUACAAGAAGAAGCUUUCAGAUUUCUUUGGAACCAGGUAAGGUCUCUACAGGUUUGGCAACAGACAGUGGACCAGCAUCUAAGUUCCUGCCAUACUGAUGUUCCUCCUCUAUCAAGUACUCUUGUGCCAUCUAAACCUCCAUUAUGUACCCAAAGCCAGGAGGAGUCCUCUUCUGAUCAAAAUGCUGAUUGGUUCACUGCUUCUGAUGUAGCUCCUCAAGAGAAAUCCUUACCAGAUUUUCCAGACUCUGGUUUUCAUUCCUCUCUAGCAGAACAAGUUCACUCUUUGCAGGAUUCUUUGGAUUUUGAAAAAAGUUCCACAGAAGGCAGUGAAAGCUCCAUAAUGGGGAAUUCCAUUGACACAGUUAGAUAUGGCAAAGAAUCAGAUUUAGGGGAUGUUAGUGAAGAACAUGGUGCAUGGAAUAAGGAAAGCUCAAAUAAUGAGCAGGACAAUAGUCUGCUUGAACAAUAUUUAACUUCAGUUCAACAGCUAGAAGAUGCUGAUGAAAGGACCAAUUCCGAUGAAGAGACAGGAGAUAGUAAACUUCACAUUGCUUGUUUCCCAGUACAGUUAGAUACCUUGUGUGAUGGUGCUUCUGUAGAUGAGAGUCAUGGCAUUCCUCCUACUUUGCAAGGUGAAAUUAGCCAGACACAAGAGAAUUCUAAAUUAAAUGCAGAAGUUCAAGGGCAGCAGUCAGAAUGUGAUUCUACAUUUCAGUUGCCGAGCGCGGUGGCUCAAGCCUAUAAUCCCAGCACUUUGGGAGGCCGAGACGGGUGGAUCACGAGGUCGAGAGAUCGAGACCAUCCUGGUCAACAUGGUGAAACCCUGUCUCUACUAAAAAUACAAAAAAUUAGCUGGGCAUGGUGGUGCGUGCCUGUAAUCCCAGUUACUCAGGAGGCUGAGGCAGGAGAAUUGCCUGAACCCAGGAGGCAAAGGUUGCGGUGAGCCGAGAUCGUGCCAUUGCACUCCAGCCUGGGUAACAAGAGCAAAACGCAGUCUCAAAAAAAAAAAAAUACUUUCAGUUGGCUUUGGAGGGGAAUACUCCCUAACCCUAAUUUUGUUACUAUUUAUAUAGGAUUUGUAUUCGUGUCUCAUAUUUUUCAGAUUCUAGGUAUUGAGCUGAGUUUUCAUUUUGAUUUUGUACAUACAGCUUUUUGCUUAGCUGUAAUGUACCAAACUAUUUAUAUCGAAAGCUAUAUGCACUUUAUUUCUUCGCUAAAUUGCAUCAGCAAUUUCCUGUUUCUUUCAUGUACCCAUUUACUUUCAAAAGUAAGUUAGAAUAUAUUAAAGAAAAUAGAAAAAAUUACCUUAACUAUAUGAAUUUUUGCCCUUCCGUAUCUGAGAAAAUUAAUUAUAUAGUAAGGAAUGAAAUUUGAUAACGUAAAUAUAAAUGAGAAAUGUGAGGAUUGCAAACUAUUGAAAUUUGCCAGUCUUCUUGGUGUAAAAAUGUUUUUUAAAAGCCUUUUUUCUUCCUUUCUGAGCCAAGGAAAGCCUUUCUAUAAGCAAAUUAAGGAAGAAAAGAUAGGAUUAUAGGAUUUCUCAGUGGGGAUGAUUACAUUGUCUCAUGGAAAACUUCAGUUAAUGUCAUGCAUUAAUUUUUAUUUGUUUGUUUUUGAAAUGGAGUCUCGCUCUGUCACCAGAAUAAAGCGCAGUGGCAUGAUCUCAGCUCACUGCAACCUCUGCCUCCUGGAUUCAAGUGAGUCCCCUGUCUCAGCUUUUGAAGUAGCUGGGACUACAGGUGUGUGCCACCAUGCCCAGCUAAUUUUUGUAUUUUUAAUAGAGAUGGGGUUUCACCAUAUUGGCCAGGAUGGUCUUGAUCCGCCUGCCUUGGCCUACAAAGUGCUGGGAUUACAGGUGUGAGCCACCGCACCUGGCCAUCAGUUUUAACAUAUGAAGUAAAGUGUUCUAUCCAAGAUUAAAAUCAAGUUUACUUAGGUUACACAAGGAUAUUUCACUUAGAUAUGAAGAAAGGAAACACUAGUCUCCAUUCGUUUGAAAUACUGUCAUGGCAAAUAUGUAUCCUUUCAUUAAGUGCUUUUUCACCCUAUAGAUAAGCAUUUAUGUGCCAAUAUAUUGUCAGAAAUUAAUGUAUGUUCAUCUCCUCUGUUCCUAAUGUAUUUCAGCAGAAGGUCCACAGCUGUUCACUUCAGUUUUGACCUCUGUCCCAUAGUGAAGGACAUUUAAAAUAAUACUAGUGGUCGAAUAUGAAUGACUUUUUAGGAACUGCUUUUUGUCUAAUCUGAAAAAGUGCCACAUUCAGAAGACAAUUUAAUGAUGCUUAAGAAAUAAUAAACCUCACUUUACUUGUUAAAAAGAUAUAUAUGUCUGCAACUUCAGGGAGAAAUAAGAUUGUGUUUGAAUAUUCUAGGUAGAUGCAUUUGUAAUGAAGAAUAAUGACAUUGAACAACAUGUAUUUGGUUUCCCCCAACUUAUAGACAUACAAGUAUUUAAGGCUAUGGCAAUACAUAAGUCAUCUCUAAAUUUAGGUGCUAAAUAUCUAUUAAUUAUUCUGUUGUGGUCAUUGGGUGCCCUUCUUUGAAGUUACAUAAAAUAAAAACAUCUGAUCCUUCAAGAAUAAAGUUUAGGAUCACAUGGUAUGUGGCAUUUGUUGUUGUUUUUUAAAGAGACGGAGUCUGGCUCUGUUGGUGUGGUGCCAUGAUCAUAGUUCACUCUGACCUUGAACUCCUGGCUCAAGUGAUUCUCCUGCUUCAGCCUCUUGAGUAUGUGGGAUUACAAGCAGGAGCCACUGCUCCCAGCUCAUGGUAUUUGUUGAUAGUCAUAACAUUUCUCCUGUAUGGUAACAUGUAUUUUUCUCUGUUUAUAAUUAUGUAGCACUCAGGUUGAGAAGACUCGGAUUUUAUUCUUAGAGAUCCAGAAUUCCUUGAAAAGGAAAUGUUUUCUGUUUCUUAUAUUAUAAAUAAAACAGUAAUCUUACAUUCAGAAGGAUUUUCCUUAGUGAAACAUGUGAAACAUUGAAUGCAUAUUAAAUAAAAAUGGAAUUUCUAACUUUUUCAAUAGUGCUAAUUAUCUUUUCUGAAUGAUUUUGGAUGUCUUCUUAAAUAUACCCUAUUUUUCUAUUUUACAGUUAAGUGCCUCACUUGCUGUCCAUUGUUAGACAAAGAAAACCAAUUUGCACUGCACUAGUAAAAAUACUACUUUAUACAUUCGUUUUUCAUAAAAGCUGCUGGAAUGUCAUGGUUCAGUAUUGCCUAACUAGGUUUCUGCUAACAUCUUCUCCCUCCUGUCUUGUUAAAGUAAUUGCAAAACACAACUAAAUUCAUUUGAUCAUCAGCAUUUGUCAGCAGGAUUUGCUUUUUUACCUUUGCCUUCUUUUUCUAACCUAUAAAUUGUACUUAGCAUACUUUUAUUAAAAAUUUGGCAGAAUGUGGUAAUUAAUAAUAUUCUUUUCUUCAUCUGUAUUUAUUUAACUUUUACUAGUGUUUAGAAGUGUAAGAAUGUUAAAUAGACCCUUCCUUAAUUGUACAUAUUAUCUUGAAUGUAGAUAAAAUGAAAAUAAUGUAAAUUAGAAUGUAGGAAAACUGGCAUAGACUUAAUAAAUUUAAUGGGUUUACAUUAUACUUUUAAAGUGAUUUUAUAUAAUUAAGAUAUUUGGUUUCAACUCUACGGGCUAUUCUUUGGUCUGGCUGAAGAGGGAAUGGGUCUAGUAAGGUUUGGGAAGUUGAGCUUUGAACAUGGUCUUUGUGUUUUUUUUCUGACAAGGAGAGGCUUGGUUUAGCUGUGCUAUUUCAGUACAUAUCAGUUCUCUUGAUUUAUGGAAGAUUCAGCUUAUCAAUUAAGAAUUCCUGCAGAAGCACAGAAUCAUACCAUGUGAGAGUUGGAAGGAAGCUUAAGAUAUUUGUGUUUGAAUCUCUUUGUUUCAAAGAUGAAACUAAAGUACAGCAUGUUAAAUGACUUGUCUAAGGUCAUAGCUAGUUAGUAGUAAAUAAACUGAAAACCUGUAUGCUACUGUAGUCCAAAAUUUUAUUAUAUCCUCUUAACCUUUACAUUUAGUCAGUAAGGAAAUCUCUGCAUAUUUUUCAUUCUCUUUGAAAGAGGAAAAAAACUUAUAAGAGAGCUACAACUCUAUCACUCAUGACAGAGUUGCUUGUAGAAAAUAAUUCCUUCCCCUCAGUGAAUUUUCUCCAAGAACUGUGACUUAUUAAAAUGGUUUCAAAAGAGCAAUAGUUGAAAUUAAAGUUAUAGAAAAGAUAUUGGGUGUGGUGGUUGAUGACUGUAAUCCUAGUGCUUUUGGAGGCCAAGGCCGGUGGAUCACUUGAGGUCAGGAGUUCAAGACCAGCCUCUCUAAAAACACAAAAAUUCUGGAAAGAAUGACUACAUUUUAGAGUUAAUUUAUUUGAUGACAGACAGUAUAACGGGUUGCUGAGAUAUAUAAAAUUUUAUAAAGAACUGCUGAGUUUGAUUGCAUUUUAUUUUUAGUUUUAUAGAACAAUAGAGGUUAAAAUUUUAACUCUCUUGGUGUGCAGAAAGCUCUUAUGACAGUUGAUAUGCAAGUUGGCUUUAUAAGUUUAAUUAUAAAAGGCUUGACAAUAUGCAUGUUUUAGGAAAAUGUUCAUUUAUUUAGUCAUAUAAUUGUUAGUAUAUAUGUAAAUAACUUUAUUCUUAAAUAAUAUGGGUGCCAUCUUGAGUGUAUGUUUUUAUCUGUUUUGGAUUAUUUUUUGUAUACAAACACCAUAAUAGUUGUUUUCCUGUUAUCUACUUAAGACAAGUCUAGUUCUACUUUUUACCAAUAAUUUCAGGAGAACACAGGUGUGUGCAAAGUCUUAGAAUUGGAUAUAUAACAUUGAUAAUAAAAACAUAAAACUUUUUUUUCUGGAGAAUUAAGACAGUAAAAAUUAAAAAUAGAGUGAAUAUGAUCAUUUUCCCAUCAUAAAGGAAAGAAGAAACUUCUUUUUUUUUUUUGAGAUGGAGUUUCGCUCUUGUUACCCAGGCAGGAGUGCAAUGGUGUGAUCUUGGCUCUUUGCAACCUCCACCUCCCUGGUACAAACGAUUCUCCUGCCUCAGCUUCCCCAGUAGCUGGGAUUACAGGUGUGCACCAUAACGCCCGGCUAAUUUUUUUGUAUUUUAAGUAGAGAUGGGGUUUCACUGUUGUCCAGGCUGAUCUCGAACUCCUGAUGUCAAGUGAUCCACCUGCUUCAGCCUCCCAAAGUGCUGGGAUUACAGGUGUGAGCCACCGUGCCUGGCUGAAACUUCAUUGUUUAAUGCAUAUCUUUAUUUUUUCCAAACACCAACUUGAACCAGAGUAUAUUUUUAUUUUGCCACAUACCUUUAAAAGGUAUUUAUUGUGUCAUUAUAUAAUGUUUUAAAUGUUAAAUAUAUGAUACCUUAUUCCUGCAGUGAAGCAGAAAGGAUCUGUAAGGAACAUUCUAAACCUUUUUAAUGGUAUUGCUUUUACUGAUCAAGCUUGUUGUGCCAAAUUAAAGUUAAAAGUCAAAUAAAUUAGUCCUCAUAGCCUUGGAAAGAAACAGAUAAUUGUCUUUUUAAAAUGAGGUGUUUUUUAUCUGCGGAUGAAUGAAAAUCACACUGAAUUUUAAUUCUUAUUUAUUUUAGUGGAUAGCAGAAAUCAUCCUGUAGUAGUUUUGUUCAUUUUCUUUUUUCUUGAGAUGGAGUCUCAUUCUGUCGCCAGGCUGGAGUGCAGUGGUACAAUCUCGACUCAUUGCAACCCCUGCCCCAUGGGUUCAAGUGAUUCUGCUGCCUCAGCCUCCCAAGUAGCUGGGAUUACAGGUGUGUGCCACCAUGCCCAGCUAAUUUUUGUUUUUUGGUAGACACAGGGUUUUACCAUGUUGGCCAGGAUGGUCUUGAUCUCUUGACCUCAUGAUCCACCCACCUCAGCCUCCCAAACUGCUGGGAUUACAGGCAUGAGCCACUGUACCUGGCCUUGUUCAUUUUCUAAUUAAAUCUCUUUGAAUCUUUUGUAAUAAUUUUAAUGUUGACAAGAGUUUAAAAAUAAUUUGAUUUUGGACUGUAUUUAAAUUUCCCUUUAAUUUUGUUGUAGAACUAGUAAAUGAUUUAAAGUGAUUAUGAUCUGUUUUAUGAAGGCUUAUUAUUAUGUAUUGUAUUUAUUUAAUUUGUAUUUGAGUCUAAUUUUAAAUAAAAGGUUUAUACAUUUGA
Callithrix jacchus (white-tufted-ear marmoset) is the source of this 8567-nucleotide messenger RNA. It is a transcript of the gene CEP97, whose product is annotated as centrosomal protein 97. NCBI's taxonomy places the organism in Eukaryota, Metazoa, Chordata, Mammalia, Primates, Cebidae. Gene Ontology annotation, biological process: negative regulation of cilium assembly; mRNA splicing, via spliceosome. Gene Ontology annotation, cellular component: centrosome; U2 snRNP. The record is from RefSeq and is a predicted model, not a curated record. Gene Ontology annotation, molecular function: U2 snRNA binding; protein binding.